Galendromus occidentalis (western predatory mite) is the source of this 1766-nucleotide messenger RNA. Its product is annotated as venom metalloproteinase antarease-like TtrivMP_A. Gene Ontology annotation, molecular function: metalloendopeptidase activity. The record is from RefSeq and is a predicted model, not a curated record. Gene Ontology annotation, biological process: membrane protein ectodomain proteolysis. The coding region runs from base 3 to 1703 and encodes 566 amino acids. The transcript has a single exon. NCBI's taxonomy places the organism in Eukaryota, Metazoa, Arthropoda, Arachnida, Mesostigmata, Phytoseiidae.
GUAUGAGAUCGUUAACUCUCGCGUUUUUCUUGGUGGCGUUGUGGGCCCACGUACGAGGGCAAGCAAGUGUUGUCAUCCAAUACCUCGAGAUCCCGCAGUUCCGCAAUGAGAUCAUCGUGUACCCCCGCUUCAUAUUGACGCCCGACGGACGGAGACUGCUGCAAGUGACUGACGAUUUCAACUUGAACCUCGAUCCGACCAAUGUGUUCCCCCCUCAAAUUCUCGUCAGGACGUUCGAUUCGCUCGGCAACCCGAUCGACGAGAACAUGGACACCAAAGACAUAUCGGACGGAAUCUAUUUCGAUCCGAAAAACGGCGCCUCGAUCCAGAUGAAUAAGCCCAAAGUCGUUGGAGGCUUGCCGGAGUUCGUCGGCGUUCUCAGUAAUGGGCUCAGGAUCGUCCCGGUGACUGGUCGAAACUCGAGGAACGGAGCGAUGCCGCAUAGAGUAUUCCGCUACAAGGAUCGUCAGUCGCACGAGCACGAUUUCGUGCUGCCGUUGAACUUGUCCAUUUUCAAUCCGUUCGGCACGAGCGGCGUCUACCCUGGUCUGGAAACAGCCCCCUUCAAGAUACGCCCCGAAGUCAUGAUGGUAUCCGAUACCGCGCACAGUUCGAAAUUCUCUUCGAAAACAGAACUGCUCCGGUACAUCGGCACGUUUAUGAACGCCGUUAACCUCCGAUACCGCAGCGUCAGCGGGAUGGAUUUGCAGUUGAAAUUGGCGGGUGUCGUGAUAAAUAACGUGGAGAACGAGCCCUACGUGCGCGGAUACGGAGGUCACGUAAUCGCGGACCAAACGCUCGCCGGUUUCGCCCAAUACAUCAACUCAGGCGGCAUUCCGAGUGAAUUCGAUUUGGCUUAUCUGAUGACGGGUCGCGAUAUGGCUGCCGUGGACCCGUUCUACGGCUUGCAUCCCGGAGUCGCGGGUCUCGCCUAUGUCGGCGGCGCGUGUACCCCGCAACGUACUGGAAUGGGCGAGGAUUUGGCGGGUUCGUACGACGGGGUCCAUGUUGCGGCGCAUGAGAUCGCGCACUUGUUGGGCUGUGUUCACGACGGUGAUCCCGCACCCUUCUAUCUGUCGGGAAGUCCCGGUGCCCGAGAAUGCCCAUGGGAUCACGGGUUCAUCAUGAGCUACAAAGACGGAGGGAGUAACCGAUACAAGUUCUCUCAAUGUUGUGUGAAUUCGAUGAAGUAUCUCGUGAGGAACCCGGGUCAUCACUGCUUGAGACACGAAGCCACGCUCCCCGACCCGGUCCCGAGCGCCCCGAUCAAGCCCGUGGCUCCGAUCCCCCUCGACACACCCGCGAGCAACACUAGAUCGGUGAACUCUUUGACUCUGCCGCAGAGCCCAACUCGGAUCUCGUCGUUCCUGCCGUCCGUGCCGGAAUUCCCGAGCACCUUCCACUUCCCAGGUCUGAACAGCAUCCAGAAACCGCAGACGCCUGCAUUGCGGAUCGACCGCAGCUUGCUGUUGAACAACAACCUGCCCGGAGAGAAGGUAUCGCCUAGCCAGUACUGCAAGCAGAAGUAUCCGCAAAUAAAAAAUGUCUGGAGCGAUGGGAGCAUCAGCGAACUAGGAAAAUGCAAAAUCAGAUGUGCCUACCCUCCCAGAUCCGAUGGACUUUACUUGUAUCAUGUGACUAAUGCUCUCGACGGAACUUCGUGCGGCUCUGGCAGACGGUGCAUAAACGGAGCCUGCAUAUAGAGAAGCGGCGUAGUGUAUAUACCUUAAGGCCCGGGGACCCCUCUGUCAACAUUUCCCGCAUGG